Messenger RNA from Owenia fusiformis, 2657 nucleotides. The record is from the annotation of a GenBank genome assembly. Lineage: Eukaryota; Metazoa; Annelida; Polychaeta; Sabellida; Oweniidae.
GACGAGGAGAAGACAAAUAUUUUCAAAAUUGUCUUCCGAGAUGUCUUCUGCGCGGAGACGUCAGCGAUCAAAACCGUCUGCCUCAGCCAGUUCUUCGUCAGAUGUGGACAAUGCUAUUCUUGAAGCUUUACGACGUCCACCAAUCAACCAAAUGACUUACAAUAAACAAGGGGGUCAAGAUAUAGAUGAUGCAAAUGUACAAAGUGGAAGAGAUUCACCUUUUAUGAUGUUUGACGCCCUUUCCCAGGUGGCAUCUAUGGCAUUUGAGGCUGAGGAAGAGGAAAAAGAAAAGAAACCAAUUCCAAAGAAGAUUACUCAAAGAAGUGUCCAAUCAUUAAGUGUGUUAAACCUGGAUCAGAUCCGACAACUUUCUGAGAAAACUCUAAUCAACAUGUUCUCUGAGAUGACUGGUGAUGAGAUAAAGAAGAACUAUACAUAUACUUGUAUUUUGAUGCCCUCUAGAUGUUGCGCUAGUAUAACAAGUUUUGGGAAUGAGAGCAAGGCAAGGUUUCAGAUGAAGGACCACCUACAGGAACAUAUUGUUAAUCUUAUCAAGGAGUCUGAAGCACCUGGAGGGGGAAGAAUCAAGUUUACAUCGGAACCACUCCAUGCCAGGAAAAGACGACUAUCAGGCAAAAAGCCUAUCAUUACCAGAAAUCGUAACAAGGAGAAGGAGUCACCACAACAGCAACCACAACUCAAACCAAAGAAGAUGAAAAGGUUGAGGGAAAAAAAGCCCAUUAAGAAAGACACUGAUGCUGAUUCAGAAGAUUCCUCAAUGUUUACUCUCCUAAAGAACAAACCAAAUGACUCAACUGAUGAGAUCGAAGCAGGGUUUGGGAGUCUAUCUGAAACUGAUAAACGUAUAGCAGAGAAUGAACAGUUUAUAACAGAUUUACUUAACAGAAAUCAGCCUCAUCAUGAUCAUUGUUAUACAACCAUAUUUGGUAAGAGGCGGGGCAUAGAAUGGAUGCAUUAUGAGCUGGACUCUGACUCCGCCCCUGAAGAUGAGGAGUAUUUACAAUCACGUACAAAUGCUAAGAUAAAUAAUCCCCGUGAAAUCACUACUUUGGCUCCUACUGGACAGUUUAAACUUCCAUCAAAGUUGAAGGUUAUGGGGCCAAUUUUAGCUGGUAAACAGAACACGUCGGGACCUGGAGAAAGAAACCCUGUGUUGAGGAUGACUAGGAUUCCUGUCACUCCAGAUGGCACGCCCAUAUUUAGUAACGAAGAAGUCGUUCAAGCAGAGAAAACUCUCCCUGACAGUGACACAACAGGAGAAAGGCCAUAUCCUCCCAUGCCCAAAUUUGAGCUGGCUAAGAAAGGUCGCAUGGAUUGUCUAGAAGAGGACCUAGCUAUACAAGACCUCUCAUCAGAUGAGAGCUUAAACGAUGAACAAAUGAAGAAACGACGAAAGAAAAACCCUGUCAUCGGGACUGCAGAGUGGGAGCGUAGACUUGCAUUGAAGUGCAUAAGAGAGCUGAGAUUAAAGAAGAGAGAUGAUACCACAAGGGCGAUACUGGAGUGUAAGAUCUGUAGAGAUAAGACAUUCACUGCCACAGCAACACUGAUGUACCAUUAUAGGAGUCAUGCAGGUAUCAAGCCAUUCAUGUGUCUGAUCUGUGGGACAACAUUCACCCGACAACACAGUCUCAACUACCACAUGUUAAUACACAACAACCAGAGCAGAUUCACAUGUAAAGAGUGUGGACGCAAGUUUAGGCAUCCAAGCCACUUUAAGGAACACCUGAGAAGACACACUGGUGAGACACCCUUUGAAUGCACAGACUGUCCCUUCAAGUUCAAGACACGGAACACUUACAAACGUCAUCUUAAAACUAGACAUGGCAAACUACUCACAGCCAAUGGAAUCUCAGAAAUGCCCGCUGAUGAAUUUGCAAGAGUGAAAACUAAGCCAUAUCGCUACCGUCAAAACAACUAUGUUGACGUGUUUCCCAAUAUGAAUGACGUUAAAUACAAUGAAAAAAGUGAACAUAUGACCCAGCGGGAGGACAAAGCAGAGGUGGUAUUAAAUACUACCCAAAAUCCUUCAUUUCCUGAAAUUGCUAGUACAAGUAAACCACAAACUUAUGACAGUGUGGUUUCUAUAAGGGAUGCUUUGGGACCCCCAAUAAGUCCAUAAAGACCCACUCUUGUGUGAUCCUGAACAUGUACAUUGACUGAUGGAGGGUUUGGAUGCCCAUAAUUUUGAAAUGUGAUCCUGCUCCCUGCUAGAGGCCUUCAAUCAAUCCAUUUUGUAUAUUAGAUAAUUAAGGAAGGAAUAUCCAUAUUGAUUGAAAAAGAGCUUAAAUUCUAAGAUGAAGAAAUUGUGAAACUUUUGUCAUAGGCUGAUAUGGCUGGGUCGUAUAUUAUGUACAUUGACUUACUAUACACUCAGAGGUUUAUGGUAUUUUUGAAGAAGGAAAAACUUGGUGAAGACAAAAAGAAAAAUCAUUGGAAAUCAUAACAAUGAAAGCAAACAGUCAUACAAUUUCUAAAAAUGGGUUAUUUUGGUAUUAACAGCCUCAGAAAAUUUCCUGAUGCUAAUGAAACCCUUGUGUACUUCUGAUACUCAUGUUUAUCUUGUUUUACACCAUGUAUUUAAAAUAUCUAUGUUUACAUUGUAUUGUACAUACUCUCAUUCCUAUAAUCAUAAA